This is a messenger RNA of Daphnia pulex (common water flea), 3440 nucleotides long. Its product is annotated as gem-associated protein 5-like. NCBI's taxonomy places the organism in Eukaryota, Metazoa, Arthropoda, Branchiopoda, Diplostraca, Daphniidae. Gene Ontology annotation, molecular function: protein binding. The transcript is spliced from 10 exons. The record is from RefSeq and is a predicted model, not a curated record. Bases 128 to 3343 code for a protein of 1071 amino acids.
AGUAAGGUUUACUGUUUAGCACCACCUUUGUCGUCUGUGCACGUUGUUUUGAAAUUGUUCGCACAUGGUGCGUAUAUGUAAGAUUUAGUUUUCAACUUAAAGAAAUUGUACAAGUUAAACUUGUAGGAUGACAGAAAAUAAAAAAGAGAUUGUGAUUCCUCCAUCUCCAAAUUGGUAUCUGAGUGGUGCUUUUGAAUGUCACAAAAAGUCUGGAGUAUUAGUUUAUGCUGCUUCGCGAUGCCUCGUCUUUGUGAAAUCUUGUAAUGUAGGAGAUAAUUUCAGUUAUCCUACAACUAAUGUCAUCCCGGACGCCCACAGGAAUAAAAUUACUUGUGUGUCUUGGUAUCAGCCCUCAGAAGAGAAUAAUUUGUUGCUGAGUAGUGCUGGAGAAGAUGGUUCUAUUUGUAUAUGGAAAUAUAAUGAUUUGAGUCUUGUAUUUGAACAAAAUGCACAUCAGGAGCAAAAAAUUUCUUGUCUAAGUUGGUCUUCUCUACUGGAUAAGAAAAUCUUGGCAUCAUCAAGUGAAGAUGGGACCAUCAUAAUAACAGAGCUACUAUUGAGCUAUGAGAGUUGCAGCACUCGGAAGCUCAAUUAUGGGAAAAUAAACCCUCUUAUGCUGUCAUUCAAUCCCCACAUUCCAUGGCAGCUGGCCAUUGGCUGUAAAGGUGGAUUGCUGUACAUAUGUGAUGUUAGAGAAAACCGUGGUAUAAUUCAUAAACUGCGAGCUCACGAAGAUGAUCUACACAACAUCGUUUGGUGCCCUUUGAAAGGAAAUGUAUUUAUUUGUGAAAAAGAAAAGAAGGAAACAUUCUUGGCGACUUCGGGCCGAGAUAAAACUAUUAAAAUCUGGGCCACUAACGAAGGAAAAUGUGUCAGCCAAUCAAAACUUCCUGGCAAUACUGGAGUCCAUCGCCCUCGGUCUACUCAGGAUGAUAAACGUGCGACCUGGGUAGCCUUACAUUGGCUAAACGAAAAACAUAUUUUGAGCAGUGGACUCAGUGGUGAACUUAUCUUGUGGGAGGUUGGGCCCAAAUUGUCUUGGAAGAUCGUUCACAAGCUUCACAGCCGUGGACUCUUCAAUAUUUCUUCAUACAUGACUGGAGAAAACCAGGAAAUGAUUUGGACUUCGGCGCAGGAUCGUAAUGUUAUUCUUUGGCCCAUAGUGGAAGGCCACGUACCAAAAGAAGUGUUAGGCAUUCAAGAAAUGGAGAAUCCGCAUCUUUGUAUGCCAACCAUGGGUGGUUUCAUCUACGUCAUGAAUAUCAAUCCCAUCGAUUCAUCCCAAAUGGCUGUGGGAUUGGGAGACUGCUCCAUCAGACUAUGGAAUAUGGCAGCUGCGAAACCUGACAUGAUGAUGCUGUGGAAUGGAAUCAAAGGCAAAGUGAGUGGAUUAGCGUGGCAUCCGACAAUAGAGGGCCGGUUGGCAUUUGGAACCGAUGAAGGACGCGUAGGAAUAUUUGACACACUGUCGCUAACUAAACCACCUCAAUUGAGUCGCACUUACCACAAGGGUACCGUAUACAAUUUAUCCUGGGCUACCCUGCCGUCUAAGGAAGGGAUAUUCCUCUACUCUUGUGGUGGGAACAACAUUAUGGUUCACGAUCCAUCAGCAUUAGAUACGGAAGCAAAAAAUUUCAAUAAUUUGAUCGCAAGCAAAGGAGAAAAAAAUCAAAAGUUCCCUUCGCGUACGGAAUUUCAAUGGAAAGUGGACUUUUCUCUUCUAGCCGUAGGCAACGAAGACGGUUCUGUGGAAAUCUAUUCAGGCGGCGAUUUAUCUUUGCUAACGAUUAUCGUUGCGCAUAAAAAACUUAUUCAAUGCCUUAAAUGGCAUCCGCCAUUCACUUUCCAAAGUGUGGAACCUUCCAAAUUUGAAAACUGGUUGGCAGUGGCUUCAAACGAUGUGAACAUCAAAGUUUUUAGCGUCGUCGUUGCCAACAACGACGAACCCGCAACAUCCACACUUGCGGCUACUCUAAGCGGUCAUAAAGAACGUGUGGUGUCGGUGGCUUGGAGCCCACAUGAAGAUGGAAAGCUUCUUUCUGCCAGUUAUGAUGGAACCGCACAGGUUUGGGACGUGAUCAACAAAGAGCAAGUGGCUAAUUUUGGUGGCCAUACCGGAAGAUUGCUUUGUUGCGAAUGGAACGCAUUAGAACAGGAUACGGCCGUUACAGGAGGAGACGACAUGACUAUUCGAAUGUGGAAAGUUAAAGAACAAGUCUACAAGACACCUGCCGAAUCUAUUGCAGUCAAAACGUUGAAGGAACGAAAGAAAAUACCAUACAAACCCCCUCAAUCUUCUUCUUUUGUUGGUCGCCAUGCAACUUCAAGUGGCACAACUAAAAAGAAGCCACCGAGUAAGCUGAAAUCAUUGUUCCCGGUUAGCGCCACUCUUGAAGCCCGUGGCCGAAUCGAGGGUUUGAAAGACUGCAAAAUAUUGGCUACCCUGAAAGGAGUGACUCUAAAACAUUCCGUCAUUGGCGAAGAUCCGGAAUCCUUUACAUGUCCUGCCUCUGAUUUCGGAGAUGCCGAGUUGGCUCAUCUGGGCUUUUUUGCUAGCCGGGAUUCCACAGUUCAAAUGCUCCAGGAGGAGAUCGACCAUCAUCAAGAAGGUUCUAAUUCAGAUCUAGCAGCUCAUUUGAGAAUCUGGCAAGGAGAUGUCGAAUCGAUGCUACGAGAAGCUGUAAAGAAAAGGCAGCUUAAUGAUUGGCUUGUUAGUUUGGCUCCUCAAGUCUCUUUGGAGUUUUGGAGGGAAAUGGCCCAUCUGUACGCCCAGCAGCUGAUGGCAGAAGGAGAUGUCAGGAAAGCCGUGUCUUAUACUCUCAUUUCCGGCCAGAAGAGUCAGGCAAUUGAAAUGUUUUCCAGUCAGCAGUUACAUCGUGAAGCCGUGGCUCUUACACGUUGCCAGUACCCCGACGAAAGUUCUCAAGUUCAAGAGAGUCUUUCUCGUUGGGCCAGCAAAGCUGUUUUAGAUGGUAAUCUCGAAUUGGCAGUAAAAUGUUUCCUGGCCAAUGGCGAGGUAGCUGAAGCGGCUCGCACGUUGGCGCGACGAUCAGAUCCGUUGUCUCUGGUUUUGUCGGCUGACCUGGCUACAAGCGCCGGUCUGGAUCAAUUGGCUGCAGCCUAUUUACAACAAGCUACGGACAUUGCGCAGACUGCCACUGCGACUACUGAAAAACCUAGUCCUACACCGACGAAUGGCGAUGCCGCCGUUGCGGAAGUAUCUCAAAGUAUCGAUCAAGCGGACAAGAACCAAGAAGUCGUCGCAUUAUCAACAGCAGCAGCAGCAGCGGAAGACGAGAAAACAGAAAAUGACGAAAUCAUUCAAGAAAAUGGGAGAGAAUAAAUGAUGUAUCUGGGAGUGUAUUAUUUGACGGUAUUAUUAUUACAGUCUAAUAAUUAAUUACAUGGACGGCUUUGUUGAGCCCAUAUUAUGCUGAUAA